This is a messenger RNA of Zalophus californianus (California sea lion), 2342 nucleotides long. Its product is annotated as endogenous retrovirus group K member 18 Env polyprotein-like. Lineage: Eukaryota; Metazoa; Chordata; Mammalia; Carnivora; Otariidae. The record is from RefSeq and is a predicted model, not a curated record. The transcript is spliced from 2 exons. The coding region runs from base 848 to 1261 and encodes 137 amino acids.
CUGGGCAUAUGUACCCCAUCCUCCCUUGUUGCAUUUAGUUGAAUGGACAGAAUAUGGACCUACUGUUUUUACAAAUGACUCUACUCAUCUCCCAGCACCUUGGUCCUCUGUACCCCCAUCUAAACCAGAAGAAGAAGGGACUCUUAUGAAUAUCUCUUUGGGAUUUGAAACAUUACCCUUAUGCUUGGGACAGAAAAAAAUAUGUCUCCCCCUUCACUGACAAACUUGGGCCCAUAUCCUUCCCCCGACCAAAUCAUACAGAACCUUGAUGGGAAUAAUGACUGCUUUAUCAUUUAAUUUUAGCGAGGUCAACACAACUAACACACUGGGAAAAUCUGAUGAUCCUGUCUGUACUACAAUCUCCUAUAAACAUUAUGUUUUUGAGCCUAUAUACUGGUCCCACUGGAGGGGACCCCAUGGAAAAAUCUUUAUGUUAAAUAAUAGAAUGGUGGUAGAUUGGGGCCCACAUGGGAAGUUUUUAAAUAACUGUUCUGAGGAUGUGAAUAGCACCAUAUGUGAUUACAUUACUAAUAUUAGGUGGACUCACACUGACCACGGUACUUAUACCCAUCAUCAUACUAAAGGGUUAAUGGCAUGGCAUGAAGGAGGACUGGCACCUCCUCAGCCUCAUUUGGUAACCAAUAAAGACCAUGUGGGGCUGGAACAGUGGGAUCUUUGGAAGCUCCCAGCUGCACUGGCAUCCUUAUAGUUUUAUGCAGGAAAUUUCUCAGGGACAUCUCAGUCUUGGAGUGAUUAUUGGUUUACUUACAAUUCUUCGAUAUCCAUACAAGCCUGUGUUCAUUUACCUUAUCUCAUUACAAUAGGAGAAAUAGAAGUUAACUAUACUAUGAGGAGCAUUGAUUGUCCCAACUGCCGGUUGUAUACUUGUCUUAAUCAUACCACCCCUUUUAACAGCAGUAUGGAUUCCAUCCUUCUUCUCCAGGCCUGUAUGGGGGUCUGGAUCCCGGUAAAUCUCACAAGAAGUUGGGAAGAAAACCCUGUUGAAGGUCUCUUGUCAAAAAUGUUGAGUGAGUUACUUACCCGCGGGCGACGUUUCAUAGCUACAAUAGUACUUGUCAUUCUGGGGCUGACUGGUAUUACCACAACAGCAACAAUAGCUGGGGUGACCCUGCAAACGUCCUUGCAGACUCACGACUUUGUCAAAACCUGGCAAGAAAAAUCACGCAACUUCUGGCUCACGCAGACCAAACUGGAUAAAGAAUUACAAUCGAAGGAUACAGUACUCUCAAAAAACGAGUGAAUGCCCAAAACCUCCAUCACAGAGUGCUUACGGCAGCAGCUGUUUUGGAAAAAGAAAGGGGGAGCUGUAGGAAACAGAACACCACAAUGACCACUGGUGCAUAUUCGUUCAGACUCCAAGAUCUCUGUUAAAAAUAACCCAAAAGGAUCAGAGUGAAAUGCCCUUGGGAUGUGUGUGGUCAGUAAAAAGUACACAGCAGAGGAUGUUUUGUAGAUAGGAAGCCAGCUGUAAACAGCACACCCUGCAUUCCCUUCUUUGUUCUCUUAUCCUGUGUUAAGGUCCAAGUACAAUGGUGUUUACCAUUAAUUGAUCACAGCCAGUUACAGGUUUCUCUACUCCUCUCCACUCCCACUGCUUCACUUAACUAACCCUGUGUACGGAAGAAUGUGCCUUACUAAGCCCCUGCUGUAAAUCAUUAUAGACCUAUGUCAUUGUAGAAGGUAUAUUAGACUAUGGAAAAUAAACCUUGGGACCUCGGGCUGUUAGCUCAGGGUCCCCUGUGCCUCGCUAUACUGUCGUCUCUUUUUCUCAGUUCCUUUGCCGCCCCAGGUCCCCGACUCUCAGAGGUCGACACCCCAUCAUAAAUCACAGUGAUAGUAGACCUUCAGUUGGCCUAAGCCCUUAGGCAAACAGGGACACAACUAUCAGGCAGGACAUUCCAAGGGCCUGGAGAUAACCUCCCAACAGCCAAGGGCAAAGGCCAGACUAUUUUUCAUUCUUCACCUUCACAAAUUCUGAGUAAAAUCAACAUAUAAAAGAUAAAAUUAUAUUUGUAAAGAUAUUAACUUAAAAAAGAGAAUUUUCACUCAGGCACCCCAAAGAGGAGUUUUACUGAGUCUUCAUUGUGUUAGCUUUACCCACCAAAUAUAGAUAAACUAAGGGUAUAUGUAUCAACAGAAUAGGGAUUGUAAAUUUUCUGGGGAGAGGGGCUCUUUCUCUUUUGUUCAUUGCUGUACCAAUAAUGGUGAGCAUAGAGCCUGGUAAAAUGGUGGGGAUUCAAGAAAUACCUGUUGACAAAAAGAAUGAACAAGUGAAUGCAUGAAUGAAUGGCCAGUAUGGGAAUUUAUUUAUAUAUUUAUUU